AUGGAAGCGGUACGAUUCAUAUUUCCACCCACCCCUGUCUGGAAGAGCGAAAGACUGAUUGAAGAUAAUACAGGGAUUUGUCCAGCCGGCUACAAUUGCGGCACAGGAGUUGCUGCCAAUCGCUGCUGUCCUCCAGGAAUAACGAUGCAACAAUGUGCCCAAGUCGAAGUCAUUGGAAAAGCGAGCACCGUGGCCGCCGAUACCACGACCAGGGACCCAAAGUCGACCAAAAAGCCAAGUAAGACUACAUCCAAGCCCAAAUCGACAAAGGCAAGCACCACCACGGCCUCCUCCAAGAAAAAGAAAGCCAGUCAAACACCAUUUGAUCCUUUGGCAGUCCUCAUCAUUUGA
Fonsecaea multimorphosa CBS 102226 is the source of this 351-nucleotide messenger RNA. RefSeq lists its product as uncharacterized. The record is from RefSeq and is a predicted model, not a curated record. The transcript is spliced from 2 exons. NCBI's taxonomy places the organism in Eukaryota, Fungi, Ascomycota, Eurotiomycetes, Chaetothyriales, Herpotrichiellaceae. The coding region runs from base 1 to 351 and encodes 116 amino acids.